GCCCGGUCCAAGCGCUGGAGAUUGGACAUGUCAUACAACUGACUGGGCUCGCAGAAGCACAACACAACGUACUUUGUUUUGGCGCCGUCUGAUAACCCUCUGGCUUGUGCCCGUCCACUCCUUUUUAAUUUUGUCGUUUCCUUACAUCCACAUCCACACACACACACACACAUCCACACACACACACACAUCCACACGCUGUUAUUCUGUGCACGCUCCCCGCCAGCCACGGUCCAUGAGCACAUGCAGCGCGGGCAUCCGGCGCAUCCCAGACUAAGCUCGUCCCCCAUCGCCCCUUGGCUCUGUGGCGCACCAAAGAGCCAGAGCCAGAGCCGCGGACAGGACGACGGGGUGACUUCUGCCCUCGCUCGCAAUUCACUUUGAUAAAUUGGCCAUCACCGCCGCGCACCACGGCCGUUGAGCGCUUCCCACGACUGCAUGCUGGCCGAUUCGGGCUCGUUGCCGUCAUGAGCAACAUCAAGACACGGCUGCAAAAGGCGCGGUCCAAGUUCUCGCGCCGCAACAGCGAGGCGUCAACGAGAGCACGCUCGAUAGCAUCGUCGGCGGGCAGCGACCGGCAUGGCCACGCGCCGCCACCACCGCUGAGCAGCCCGUUGCGCAAGAGCGUGUCGCUGCCAAAGUUGGCGGAGCCGGCGGCAUCCAAGGCGUUGCGGUCGGGGGCGCAUGUCGACGACGACGACGAGUCGAUGGUGGUGGGCAGAGCGGCGACCGAGAGUCAGGCCGACGCAGAAGCAAGCACCGGCAGCAUCAAUACGUCGAGAGACGGGCGGUCGAGCUGCACCCAAGCCAGCACUGCGCCCAGCAGCUCCCACGACGCCCGCAAGCCCUCCGCCGACGUGCCCAUUGUCUGCCCCCAGGUCACGCUCGAGGCUCCCACGCCCGUCCACCCCGGAGCGCCGCCUGCCGAGCUCGACCGCCCUGCCCUGCCCGACUCGCUUUCUUCAACUCCCUCGUCUGUCCCCGCAACCACAGCGACAACCACGUCGCUCCCCUCAUCGCCCACCCUCGCCCACCACCACUCCGCCAUCACCACCGCCUCUGCCGCCGAUGGUCGUCUAACUACCAACUUGCUCGGCCCUGACUCCUCCCCGGCCGCCACGCCCUUAGGCCCACCCACGGCCAUCAACCACGCUGGCGCGCCGCCGUCUACAGCCCGCACCCCCGGCAUGCUGCACCGCAAGAUCUGGGUCAAGCGGCCCAAUGCCUCGGCCACGCUCGUCCAGAUCAGAGAGGACGACCUGGUCGACGACGUGCGCGACAUGAUCCUCAAAAAGUAUGCAAACUCGCUGGGCAGGAGCUUCGACGCGCCAGACGUUACCCUGCGCAUUGUGCCCCGCGAUAGCCAACGCGCAGGCGAACGCACCCUGGGGCCCGAGGAGGACAUGUGUCACACCAUCGACGCCUACUUCCCCGGCGGUCAGACGGUCCACGAGGCCCUCAUCAUCGACGUGCCCUCGCGACGCACCCCCAAGCCAUCGCCCCGCGUGCCUCCCUAUUACCAUCAUGAAGACGGCAUCCACCAACAGACCGAGUACUUCCCCCCCAUGUCAGCCAUCACCCCCUCGCCAGCCAACAUGAGUGCCAGCCUGCAGCAUCCUCACGACAACCGUAUCCCCGUGCCCCACCUCCACUCCAUGUCCGUCCUAAACACCGGACAGCUACCUAACCUGCCAUCUCCCGGCGGCACACGGCGCGGGCCCAUGCAUCCACAUCGUCCCAAGUACAACAGAACACACACCGCCUCUCCUACCACCCUGGGCGGCGGUAUCCCCUCUUCUGCCACCUCUAUCCGCCCCGCAACCCGUCCACGGCACGACUCGUCAGCGUCCGAAGCGAAGAACUCGGCGGCCUCGAAUAACCCAAUACCCACACCUCCUGUGCCCGUCGAUCCUACGCCUCACCAGCAAACGCUUCAGACAUCGACUCCACCCACCCCGCGCAUCUCAUCACCGCAACUCAACACCAAGAAGAAGCGGAGAAAGGCCCCAGUAGAGCCGCCAGCCCUAUCUGCUGGACUGCUGGACGGAUCUGUGCCCCCUAUCAAUGUCUUAAUUGUCGAAGACAAUAUUAUUAACUUGCGUGUCCUGGGUGCCUUCAUGCAACGCUUAAAGGUUCGUUGGCAACGCGCAAUGAACGGAAAAGAGGCAGUCACUAAAUGGAAAGCUGGUGGAUUUCACUUGGUGCUCAUGGACAUCCAACUGCCCGUCAUGAACGGUCUCGAAGCAACAAAAGAGAUUAGGCGGCUGGAGCGUGUCAACGGUAUUGGUGUCUUUAGCAGUGGCAGCAGCGAAGCACCCAACACUCGGCUUGGAAACGACGGCAAAGGCCAAGACGAGCUAAGAGAGGACGACAAGCUAGGCGACAAGGGAAUGUUCAAGAGUCCAGUCAUUAUUGUCGCACUCACGGCCAGUUCGCUGCAAAGUGACAGGCACGAGGCUUUGGCUGCUGGCUGCAAUGAUUUCUUGACAAAGCCCGUAAACUUUGUCUGGCUUGAACGAAAAGUCAAGGAAUGGGGCUGCAUGCAGGCUCUGAUCGACUUCGACGGUUGGCGCAAGUGGAAAGACUUUGCCGAUAAGUCUGAGAACAAUGAUACCACUUCAAAGCUUUCCGGCAGUUUUACGAGCGUCGCCCCUAACAAAAAGGCUGCCAACGCCAGUCCUACUACGGCGACUUCAGAAACCAACGGCGUCAAGAAAGACGCUGAGACAGAGAGGAAAAAUAAGCGCAAGAGUCUGGGAGUAGUGCCGCAACCUGUGCUAAGAGAAGAGGCUGAACCACAGCCAGCUGAAGUCGACAGUGGAGACAACUAAGCUCCAUUAUUAACUCCUGUGAUACUGAGCAUCAAACCCCUACCUGGGGCCCUCUCUGCGAUUCGACGUGUCCUAAUAUCACAACUACUACUACUACCACCUCCAACCUACCACACACACACACUACUUACCAAUUACCAUAUUCACUUGGCUGUAAAUUGUCUUGACCAUUUUUCCUUGCAUUGUACGAGAACGACUAGCUCAAUUUCCUUGUGUCAGCAUUUCCAUCUUAUCAUACGUGCACCUGUCCGUCUGCCGGUCUUUUGGGCAAGCUUCUUCUGCACACCUAUCUUUAUGUAAUCCGGUUCUACAGUCCAGGGAAGGGAAGACUGGGCUCUUAUGUACAGGUACACGGUUUGAGCGCUCAAUUUGCGAUGAGUGUUUGUUUGUUAUAGCGUUGAAAGAUGCCGAGAGGUACGUGGUAUCCGCUCGCUCUUAAUGUUAAUUUUUGGAUUCCCCAUGCC
Messenger RNA from Bipolaris sorokiniana ND90Pr, 3295 nucleotides. RefSeq lists its product as uncharacterized. NCBI's taxonomy places the organism in Eukaryota, Fungi, Ascomycota, Dothideomycetes, Pleosporales, Pleosporaceae. Gene Ontology annotation, cellular component: Mcs4 RR-MAPKKK complex. The transcript is spliced from 2 exons. Gene Ontology annotation, biological process: osmosensory signaling via phosphorelay pathway. Bases 468 to 2831 code for a protein of 787 amino acids. Gene Ontology annotation, molecular function: protein kinase activator activity; phosphorelay response regulator activity. The record is from RefSeq and is a predicted model, not a curated record.